CCACACAAAGAUCGAGAGGCACAGGGAACCCCUCCAUAUGCGCAUCCAGAACAGUGCACCCCCAUACGAGCAUUAGAGUCACAGUGAACUAACUCAAAAAGCCAAAGAUAGAAGAUGCUUUGCUGUACCAAACCUACAACCCACCUACCGACCCCGAGUAUUAAGUUGCAGGUUCUAUGAAGACGCGGCCUGCCACAAUCGAAGGAUCUCGCAUAUUCGAAUUUACCGCUCCACUACAGCUCGGUCACAUGGUAGGAUGACGUGCUCGAGUAGUGUCACGUGACGGUGACGUCACCAGGCCCAUUUUCACCUAGCAGCUGCCCUGACAGGUUCGUGAGGUACAGGGAUAAUAAGGAAUCGAGAACCGGCUCCUCUGGGGAGCGCUAGGGUUGUCAUAUGGAAACAUCGGGACUAGAGAACAUGGAGACGCUGACGGAACUCGGAGAUGAGCUCACUCUUGGGGAUAUUGACGAAAUGCUGCAGUUUGUCAGUAACCAGGUGGGUGAAUUUCCAGAUCUCUUUGAGGAGCAGCUGUGCCAGAGUUAUCAAGGAAAUAAUGCAAUGGACACAACGUUACCCAAAGCUUAUAACCAGGCAGCUCAGCAGCCAUAUACUACUUCAGCACCUCAGCCUCAGCUCUUACCUGUAAAAGCUCCUCCGCAAGCCACACCCCAGAGAACUGCACCUCUUCUCCAGCCCAGACCCGUGGUUCAGACUUCUCCUCAGCCUCAGCUGCAACAACAGACAGUGAUGCUCACCCCCAAUUUCAGCACCGCCCCACAGACCCGAAUAAUACAGCAGCCACUCAUCUAUCAGAAUGCUGCUACUACAAGUUUUCAGGUGCUGCAACCUCCAGUUCAGAGUCUAAUGACAACACAGCAGAUGCAGCCUGUCACAAUUCAGCAGCAAGUACAGACAGUUCAAGCCCAGAGAGUUCUAACUCAAGCAGCUAAUGGUACAAUCCAAACACUGACCCCAGCUACUGUUCAGACGGUUACCCCUCACGUCCAGCAAGUUCCUGUGCUUGUACAGCCGCAGAUAAUCAAAACGGAGUCUUUGGUGCUUACUGCAGUGAAGGCAGAUGGCAGCCCUGUGAUGACCGCUGUACAAAAUCCAGCUAUAACAACACUUGCUGGUCCUUUACAGACAACCGCUCUCCAAGUACCUACCCUUAUGGGCAGCAAUGGAACUAUUCUUACCACAAUGCCAGUAAUGAUGGGACAAGAAAAAAUGCCCAUAAAACAAGUACCAGGAAGUCUUAAGCUGGCAGAGGUGCCUAAGGAAGGUGAGAGGAGAACAACACACAACAUAAUAGAGAAAAGGUACCGUUCAUCUAUCAACGACAAAAUUAUGGAGCUCAAGGACUUGGUUAUGGGCACGGACGCCAAGAUGCACAAAUCAGGAGUCCUGAAGAAGGCCAUUGAUUAUAUAAAAUACUUGCAACAAGUCAACCAGAAACUGCGCCAGGAAAACAUGGCUUUAAAACUAGCCAAUCAGAAAAACAAAUACUUAAAAGGUAUUGAUCUUAGCAGUUUGGUGGAUACAAGCAUUGGAAUGAAGAUAGAUGAAUUCAAUCAAAACACCUUGAUGAUGUCUCCUCCAGCAUCUGAUUCUGGUUCCCCUGCUGUGUUCUCUCCAUACUCUGUGGAUUCUGAACCAGGGAGCCCUUUGUUAGAUGAUGAAAAGGUAAAAGAUGAACCAGACUCGCCCACAGGAUUGGGUAUGAUGGAUCGCUCACGGAUGCUUCUCUGCACCAUGACAUUCCUAUGCUUAUCAUUCAACCCCCUGACUUCUCUGUUACACCCUGAAAGUGGCCAGUACUCCGAGAGAGCAGUGCAACAUGGAACAGGGAGAACCAUGCUUGGUGUUGAAAUGUCAGGUUUUUAUGGCAGCUGGUUUGAUUGGCUCAUACCCACAAUAAUCCUUUGGCUUGUUAAUGGAGUGAUUGUUCUCAGCGUUUUCAUGAAACUACUCAUCCAUGGAGAGCCUGUGACCCGUCUACAUUCCCGCUCAUCUGUCAAAUUCUGGAGACAUCGCAAGCAGGCAGAUUUGGAUCUUGCUAAGGGGGAUUUUGGUGCAGCAGCCUUGAACUUGCAGACAUGCUUGUGUGUUUUGGGACGCUCAUUACCUGCCACACGGCUAGAUCUAGCAUGCAGCCUUUCCUGGAACAUCAUUCGGUGUAGCCUGCAAAAGAUCAGCCUUGUCCGCUGGUUGCUAAAACACUCGCCUGGGUACUGCAAAAAAGCUGAGUUUCAGGAUGAAGCAACAACCAGUGCAAGGGAUGCUGCUCUGGUAUACCACAAACUGCACCAACUGCAUCUCACAGGGAAGCUGCCAUCUAAUUGGAACUGUUCAGGUCUCAACCUUGCCCUCUGUGCUGUAAACCUAGCCGAAUGUGCUGGCAACAAGAUCUCACCAACUUUACUUGCAGAAAUCCACCUCACAACAGCCAUUCAAAUGAAAACCAGUUUCCCAAGUAGAUUCCGCUUUCUCACUGCAUAUUUCCUUGGGUGUGCACAAAAUGCUUCUUCUGAGGAAACUCUUCCGGACCCCAUGCGAUGGCUUGCACAUCCUUUGGGAAAAUACUUUUUCAUCAAUUCUAACUGGGCUCUGAAGAGUGCGGCGAAAGACUCUCUUUAUACCUCUACAAGAAACCCAGCCAAUCCAGUUACACAGAUUCAUCGUGCUUUUUGUGAGUCUCUGCUGGAAAAAGCAAUGUACACCAUGGCAAAACCAGAAACCAGUAAAGCAGCCUCUGAAGAAGAAAGUUGUGAGUUUUCCAGAGCUCAAGAAUAUUUGAAACUUCUUAGUGGGUUUGCAGAUUCAGUUGGAAACGUUGCCUCUCUUCCCCUCGGUGGAUCUUCCCCCAUGUCUUCUGCAGAUCCUAUUUGUCGUUGGUGGUACUCUGUAUCUUCCAUGGCUAUUGGUUGGUUACAAGGGGACGACUCUGUGGUGAAGUCCCACUUUGCAGAAGUAGAAAGAAUUCCUAAGCUCCUUGACUCUGAUAACCCUCUGGUGAAAGCAGUGAUCCAUAUGUGCAGAGCCAUGCAAGCAGCUGUACUUGGCAAAUGUGAUGGCCAGCAGAACUCAUUCUAUCACUGUGAGAAAGCCAGCGCAUUCUUGUGGAACAGUCUUAAUAUAAGCAGCACCGGCAACACAAAUCUCAACAAGGUGGUGCAGCUUUUAAUUUGCAACCUUCUGCUUUCAUUGCGCACUUCCUUAUGGCAGAAACAGUCCUCCAGUCCAGCAGCCGGAGAUUCUAUUCAUGCCCCCACUCCUGCCCUAACAGGAUUCCAGCGUGAUCUCAGCAGCCUACGUCGUUUGUCUCUGACCUUUAAACCUGCCCACUGCAAGCUCUUCCUCCAUGAAGCCACAGUACGAUUGAUGGCCGGUGCAAGUCCAACUCGUACACAUCAACUUCUGCAACACAGCCUACAAAAAUGCACCGCACUUGCAAAUAAUCAAGGUGAUCUGGACUCGUUACCUGGGCAGCGGGAGAGAGCUACAGCAAUUCUCCUGGCCUGCCGACACCUACCACUUUCAUUUCUGUCAACCCCUGGGCAGAGAGCCGUCAUGCUUGCUGAAGCUGCCCGAACUCUCGAGAAAGUGGGUGACCGUCGUUCUUACCACGAUUGCCAGCAAAUGAUGGUGAAGUUGAGCGGUGGCACUGCUAUGGCAGCCUCCUGAAACGGACACUCGCCCAGAUCUGUUGGGAAGAAACAACAUUCUCUUUUUCCAUGCAGGAACAAACCAAUGCUGUCUGGGUUGAACAAAUCCAAAAUAUUAAGAGGUCUAAAGCCCAGAGACUUCAUGGCUCAGUGGGUUUUUCAUUGUACAGUCUCAAUAAGGGAUCUCCUCCGGGAUAGUAGAGACAAAUUGAAGCGGACCAUGCUUUGCUUUGUAAUAUAUAUUUUCCGAGCAUCACACCUUUAAAACUAUUUAAGUCUCUCUUUUUUUAUAGUUCACCUCAUUCUCAGGGUACAUGUAAUAUAGUCCUUCAUUUACAGUCCUUCAAAGUAAUAUUUUUUUCCAUUUGCUACUGCUACAUUUAAGGCAUUUUCAACUCUCACGCUGAUAUCUCUUACAUCAAAGCUCUACUCAAACAUUACAUGUAGUUGUAGCAUACAAAUCCCUCAGUGAACAUGUACCCAAGCUAGCAGAACGAACUAAACAAGAAGACAUAAAACUGCUGACUUUCUCUGCUAAAGAGCCUUACGUUGAAAAUAUCCAGAUCUCCUAUUUAACACCAACUUGUUUCACUUCCAGACCUUACAUGAUGCGCAGAUCUUGCCUUCUCCCUCUACUUUGUUUACUAGUCUGGUGCAGUUGGCUUACAGGCUCAAGUAUUAAAUGCUGAGCAGGUUACUAUUAUCUGUUCGAA
Messenger RNA from Xenopus laevis (African clawed frog), 4381 nucleotides. RefSeq names its product sterol regulatory element binding transcription factor 2 L homeolog (gene srebf2.L). Gene Ontology annotation, biological process: positive regulation of cholesterol storage; positive regulation of transcription by RNA polymerase II; regulation of transcription by RNA polymerase II. Lineage: Eukaryota; Metazoa; Chordata; Amphibia; Anura; Pipidae. The transcript is spliced from 19 exons. Gene Ontology annotation, cellular component: nucleus; Golgi membrane; ER to Golgi transport vesicle membrane. The record is from RefSeq and is a predicted model, not a curated record. Gene Ontology annotation, molecular function: protein dimerization activity; DNA-binding transcription factor activity, RNA polymerase II-specific; RNA polymerase II cis-regulatory region sequence-specific DNA binding. The coding region runs from base 397 to 3687 and encodes 1096 amino acids.